Messenger RNA from Perognathus longimembris pacificus (Pacific pocket mouse), 3986 nucleotides. RefSeq names its product actin filament associated protein 1 (gene Afap1). The record is from RefSeq and is a predicted model, not a curated record. Gene Ontology annotation, cellular component: cytosol. NCBI's taxonomy places the organism in Eukaryota, Metazoa, Chordata, Mammalia, Rodentia, Heteromyidae. Gene Ontology annotation, molecular function: SH3 domain binding; SH2 domain binding.
CGCCAGGCGCAGCUCCGCGCGGCUCCCGGCGGAGGGCGACUGGACUCGGCGGCGAGCGGCGCAGGGCCCCGCCCCGGGGCUCCAUUGUUGAGGCGGCCGCCGCCGAGCCGGAGCGGCUGCGCGUCUCUCCGCCGGCGCCCGGGGCUGGAGCGAGCCGGCCGGCCGGAGGCCCGAGCAAUGGAAGAGUUAAUAGUGGAACUUCGCCUCUUCCUGGAACUCCUGGACCACGAGUAUCUCACGUCCACCGUCAGGGAGAAGAAGGCGGUGCUCAGCAACAUCCUGCUGCGGAUACAGUCCUCCAGAGGCUUUGACGUGAAGGACCAUGCCCAGCGGCAGGAGGGCAGCGGCCUGCCGGCGCCCCCCCAGCUGCCUCUGCCGGAGAUUCCGCAGCCCUGGCUGCCUCCUGACAGCGGGCCUCCGCCGCUGCCCACGGCCUCGCUCCCCGAGGGCUACUACGAGGAAGCGGUGCCCCUGAGCCCCGGGAAGGCGCCCGAGUACAUCACCGCCAAUUACGACUCGGACGCCAUGAGCAGCUCCUACGAGUCGUACGACGAGGAGGAGGAGGAGGGGAAGGGGAAGAAGACGCGGCACCAGUGGCCCUCGGAGGAGGCCUCCAUGGACCUGGUGAGAGACGCCAAGAUCUGCGCCUUCCUGCUGCGCAAGAAACGCUUCGGCCAGUGGACCAAGCUGCUGUGCGUCGUCAAGGACACGAAGCUGCUGUGCUAUAAGAGCUCCAAGGACCAGCAGCCGCAGAUGGAGCUGCCGCUGCAGGGCUGCAGCGUCGCCUACCUCCCGAAGGACAGCAAGAAGAAGAAGCACGAGCUGAAGAUCACCCAGCAGGGCACCGACCCCCUGGUGCUCGCCGUCCAGAGCAAGGAGCAGGCGGAGCAGUGGCUGAAGGUGAUUAAGGAAGCCUACGGCGGCUGUGGCGGCCCCGCGGACCCCGAGUGCGGCCCCCUGCCCGGCGCGCCCGUGCACAAGGCCGAGCUGGAGAAGAAGCUGUCCUCGGAGAGACCCAGCUCCGACGGGGAGGGCACCGUGGAGAACGGCCCCGUGUGCAACGGGAAAGAGCAAGUGAAGCGAAAGAAGGGCUCCAAGUCGGAGGCCAAGGGAACCGUGUCCAAGGUCACCGGGAAGAAGAUCACCAAGAUCAUCGGGCUAGGGAAGAAGAAGCCGUCCACCGACGAGCAGACCUCCUCGGCCGAGGAGGACGUGCCCACCUGCGGCUACCUGAACGUGCUGUCCAACAGCCGCUGGCGGGAGCGCUGGUGCCGGGUGAAGGACGGCGUGCUGGUCCUGCACAAGGACAGGGCGGACCUGAAGGCGCACCUGGCCUCCAUCCCGCUCCGCGGCUGCGAGGUGAUCCCCGGCCUGGACGCCAAGCACCCGCUCACCUUCCGGCUGCUCCGCCACGGGCAGGAGGUGGCCGUGCUUGAGGCGGCGUCUUCGGAGGACAUGGGCCGGUGGAUCGGGGUCCUGCUGUCUGAGACGGGGUCCUCCACGGACCCGGGGGCCCUGCACUACGACUACAUCGACGUGGAGAUGUCGGCCAACGUCAUCCAGGCUGCCAAGCAGACCUUCUGCUUCAUGAACAGGCGUGCGGUGUCCACCAGCCCUUACGUGGGGAGCACGGCCAACGGCUACGCCCACCCCAGCGGGACCGCGCUGCACUACGACGACGUCCCCUGCAUCAACGGCGCGCUGAAGGGCAAAAAGCCCCCGGCCGCGUCCAGUGGGGCUCCGGGAAAAGGGAAGCCGCCCGGCGGGCAGCCGAAGAAGGCCGAGUCUGCAGCGGGCGUGAAGCGCGUGGCGUCCAAUGCCGACCAGUACAAGUACGGCAAGAACCGGGUGGAGGCCGAUGCCAAGCGGCUGCAGACCAAGGAGGAGGAGCUGCUGAAGAGGAAGGAGGCGCUGCGGAACAGGCUGGCCCAGCUCCGGAAGGAGAGGAAGGACCUGAGGGCCGCCAUCCAAGUGAACGCCGGCAGGAAGACCCAGGUGGCCCUGGAGGACAAGCUGCGCAGGCUGGAGGAGGAGUGCAAGCCGGAGGCCGAGCGCGUCAGCCUGGAGCUGGAGCUGACCGACGUCAAGGAGAGCCUCAAGAAAGCCCUGGCGGGCGGCGUCACCCUCGGGCUGGCCAUCGAGCCCAGGUCCGGCACGUCCAGCCCACAGUCUCCCGGCUUCCGGCACCGGACGCUGGAGAACUCGCCGGUCUCCAGCUGCGACACCAGCGACGCCGAGGGCCCGCUGCCCGUCAACAGCGCCGCCGUCCUGAAGAAGAGCCAGCCAGGCGCGGGCAGCUCGCCCUGCCGCGGGCACGUGCUGCGCAAGGGCCAAGGAGUGGGAGCUGAAGAACGGGACCUAGAGGAAGGCAGGCCACCGGCCUCAGAGACCACGCGCAGCCCCGGCCUCCUCCACGCCCCAGCCACGCGCUCGGGGCCGCCGGCCGCAAGGCGGGGGUGGGCGCCUCCCCGCGGGCCCCGGCACCCCGGCCCGGCGCCUGCGCCCUCCUCCUCCUCCUCCUCCUCCUGUGCAGCGGCCGCCAGCAAGGCCGGGGCUCCGGCUUCGUUAGCGCACACGGACAAAGCACGGAGGCGGCGGUGCACCGGGCUCCCGGGCCAACGGAGGAGCCACAGCCGGUGCCCGCCCCACGGCCUCGACCCACGGGGCCCCCUCGGGGGAGGCAGAGCCCGGAGCCCGCGGUCCACGGCGUCCGGGGGCCGGGCCCUCCUCUGCCGACGCCCAGGCCACACGGGAGGCCGGCCCGCACCCCGUGCCCGCCCCGCCCCCGGGUGGGGCGGAAGCGCCGUGGGGGUUCGGGCCGUUCCCCGCGUCCUGCCUUGGAGAAGCAGUCCGUCCAGCCGCCUGGGGGGCGCCACCUCGGCCCCCCUCUCCUCCUCUCACUCACGUGGGCCUUCCCCCCUUGGCCCGCCCCCCGCCCCCUCCCUCCCCCAGCCUCCCGGGCUGAGGUGGACGGGGAGCCCCGGCCCCCUUGGGGAAGGAACAGGGUGGGCCUUACAGCCCGGGCCGGGCCGUGGGGCAGGAAGGGCCUUCGGGAUUCCCCGCCUGCGCCCCCGGUGCACACGGACCCAGGCCCCACUUCUCAGCUCCUCCGCCUGUGCGCUCCAGAAGGUGCUUUCCGGAACUUUCCGACCGUGGGGCGCGGGCCCUGUGGGCCCCUGUGCCGAGCACGGGCUCCCUCCCCACAGCGGUGCUGCGCACCAGCCGCAGCCCAGGAGCAGGGGGGCCCGCGGCGGCCCCCGACACUCGAAUUCACUGCAAAGCCAUUGCCAGGAGCCCCCUCGGCUCCGGGGGGUCGGCUGCCGCCGCGGCCCCUCCCCCCCCCGGCACUGCCCCCCGGCGCCGGCCAUGGGGCCCUCCUCCCCGCCCCCUCUGCCGUGGUCAGGCGGCGCCCGGCCCGGGGCGGGCCGUGGGCUCCUGGCACACACACUGUGAGUGCAAAACCCCUGUCUGGCAGUCCGUCCUCGCCCCCAGGGGGUGGCAGGCCGACGCGAACCCCGAGUCCCAGGCCCCCCCCCCCGGCCUCCAGCGGGCCUGUGUCCCCCCACGUUUCCAGAUUGGGUCAGAAAGCUAGUUAGGUAUUUGCCUCAGAGCACGUUAUUUAUUUGUCUAUGUCCACUCCAUGGUGUUAAUUUAUGUCUGUAGGGGUGGGGCUCCCCUGAGCCCCGCCCACGGAGCGCCCCCGCGCCCCAGCCGCCACCCACGCCCCUCCUUCCCCGGGCUCACCCUGCCGCCCUUCUAGAAGCUCCCCAGCCCUCUCCCGGGGGAACAGAUGGCGGGCGGCGCCGGCCGGCUCGGGCCCUCGCUGUCCCCUUGCCUCCGGGCACUGAGGGGGACCGUCAGGGUCAGCUGCGCUGCCCCGGAUGUCGGACGUGGAAUCUUCCCGCCCACGGCGCGCGCGCGGCCACCUUCCCGCCCACGGCGCACGCAGGGCCGCCUUCCCGCCCACGGCCCGCGCAGGGCCGCCU